Molecule: messenger RNA, 1446 nt
Organism: Didymodactylos carnosus
Lineage: Eukaryota; Metazoa; Rotifera; Eurotatoria; Philodinida; Philodinidae
Source: the annotation of a GenBank genome assembly
AUGUUAAUAUACGUUGUAUUAUUACCCGAUAAACUUAUACCUAUUGAAUGUCAAUCAAACGAUCUCAUUAAAAAUAUCAAAGAAAAAUUAAUUUUACAAUUACCAGAAUUAAAAAAUUUUCUAGGCAGAUUUUCGUCACAGUAUAAAUUAACAAUUGAACAAUCACUCAACAUACGUAUUGAACUUGAAGACCGAAAUACACUUGAAUUUUAUGAUAUUAAUGAUGAUAGUAUCAUUAACGUAGAGAAGACAACAAAUAAUGUUCAAGCAGAUGCAGGUAACACAAGAUCCUUUCGACAAAAAGUAAAUGAUUUGUUUAAUAAACAUAUUUCACAUCAUUCACAAACGGAAAACGAGAGAUCAUUAACGUCAAUUGAUUGGAUUCAUCAGCGAAAAGAAAAUAUAUAUACAGAAGAAAUAAACAGCAGUGAGUAUAAUAAUACAGCAUUUAGUGCAACAUACAUGUUUCACUUCUAUUUUGUUUUAUGUGUUGCAGAUGCGACAACACCAUUUGAGGAUCAAACUACGGUAUCUGUUCCACAUCAACUUACCGAUUUAGAUAAUACAAACUUCAAUUUGCUAAACCCUGACCAAAAUUAUGAGGAAUAUCACUCAGAAACAGCUUCAUCAUCAUAUUUCUGUGUUCAAUCCGACAAUGAAAAUAAUAAUAAUAAAUAUGCCAAACCAUUAUCAUCUCGUGAAAAUGAAUAUCAGCAUAUUUAUUCUGAACUGUCGGUAAAUGAUGAAAUUUCAACUUGCUUAUGUGAAAUAUGUCAAGAUAAAGUUAAAUAUGAGGAUAUAUAUGUAUUGGAUUGUGAUCAUAAGCUAUGCUAUUCCUGUUAUGCCAGAAUGUGUGAAAGCAAAUACAAUAAUCAAGACUUACUAGCAUGUUUUCAAUGUAAUCGUGCAUUAACGGACAGUGAAUUAAACCAUUUACGUUUAAAUAAGCAUAUAAUUAAAGAAUAUAAAGACUAUCAGUGUACAAAAAUGCUGAAUAUUUAUGCCCAACGUACAAAAGGAGUGAUUAAAUGUCCUGGUCGUACAUGUAAAUGGAUGGCAGAAGCAGACGAUCCAUAUGAUAGAUUUAAAGUAACAUGUAAAUUAUGUAAAACAAAAUUUUGUUCAUUAUGUAAUCGAUCACCUUAUCAUUACGUAAUAGAAUGUAAUGAAAUACCAAAAAUAAUUGAACAAUGGCAUCUUUGGUGUAAUCAAGAACGUGGACGUCACUUACGACAACGAGCAAGUGAGAAUGAAGCAUAUCGAAAACAGUUAAACGAUUACAAUAAUGCUGCAGAAGCAAAUAAAAAACGUAAUGAUGAACUAAAACGACGUCAUGAAGAUUUGAUGGCUGAUGAGUCGUACAAGCAAAACAAGUGUAAAUAUUGUCCAAAAUGUAAUCGCGUGAUAGAAAAACUUGAAGGUACACAAAUACUUGAAAUAUUUUAA